AUGCGGCAGGAGGCGGACACCGACGUGGAAGCGUGUGCGCCGACCGACGCGUGCGCCGCCCAAGCGAGCGCCUUCGUCGAUGCGUGCGCCUUCGUCGAUGCGUGCGCCUUCGGCGAUGCGUGCGCCUUCGGCGAUGCGUGCGCCUUCGUCGAUGCGUGCGCCUUCGCCGAUGCGUGCGCCUUCGUCGAUGCGUGCGCCUUCGCCGAUGCGUGCGCCUUCGCCGAUGCGUGCGCCUUCGCCGAUGCGUGCGCCUUCGCCGAUGCGUGCGCCUUCGCCGAUGCGUGCGCCUUCGCCGAUGCGUGCGCCUUCGCCGAUGCGUGCGCCUUCGCCGAUGCGUGCGCCUUCGCCGAUGCGUGCGCCUUCGCCGAUGCGUGCGCCGGAGUCGAUGCGUGCGCCGGAGUCGAUGCGUGCGCCGGAGUCGAUGCGUGCGCCGGAGUCGAUGCGUGCGCCGGAGUCGAUGAGUGCGCCGGAGUCGAAGCGUGGAGGAGGAGUCGAAGCGUGGAGGAGGAGUCGAAGCGUGGAGGAGGAGUCGAAGCGUGGAGGAGGAGUCGAAGCGUGGAGGAGGAGUCGAAGCGUGGAGGAGGAGUCGAAGCGUGGAGUCGUCAAAGCGGGAACAUUUUGCUGAACGGAAAUGCAGCCCGGGUCAUUGAGCGGUACUUGAUGUUCACUGAUGGCAUGGCCUACGGUAUCGACCAGAUCCUGGAACCUCCAGGCCUGGGCGCUCACUGUGAUGACAUUACCAACAAGACCACAUAUGGCCGGUGUGGACGCUGCCUGAAUCCUCCUUCCUGCCGCCUGAGACACACAGACACGGGAAAGGUGGAGUCUUGCAUCGUCCCGUCGUCCCGCUACAGGUACAGGUACACGCUGGACUUGGACUUGUCUCCGUUUGGACGCAAAGGUUGUAAACGAGUGUGUCACUACCCGUCAUGGACCCAGAAGUGCUGCAAGAAUCACUAUGGACAGGAGUGCUCAGCUUGUCCGGGUGGAGUUGAGUCACCCUGCGGUUUCCAUGGUAACUGUGAUGAUGGGUUGAAAGGCUCGGGGAAGUGUAACUGUGAGCGGAACUUCAGAGGAGACUCUUGCGAACUGUGCGCCGCCGAUCACUUUGGAGCCAACUGCACAGCCUGUAACUGCACAGAGAAAGGCGUCUGUGUGGACGGAAAAGAGGGCUCUGGAGUUUGCGUCUGUGACAGCGGCUGGACUGGGGACCGCUGUCAAACUGACCUCGGUUCGAUCCCUGAGGAGUGCAGGCAGUGUCACAAAGACGCCCAGUGUGAGCCAGGCUCCGGCUGCAGCUGCAAACCAGCGUUUCAGGGCAAUGGGACCUUCUGUGAGCCUCUACCACCUCCUGACCUUUGUGCUGAGUACAACGGAGGAUGUCACGUUCACGCUGACUGCAAUCAGACCGGACUCCUCGUCAACUGCACUUGUCACAGUGGUUACCAAGGCGACGGCUUUUCAUGCCAGCCAAUCAACAGAUGCACUGAAGAGCCAAAUGGAGGCUGCAGUGACUUUGCCUCAUGCAGCUUCACAGGACCGAAUGAACGUAAUUGCGAUUGCCUGCCGGGGUACGUGGGUAAUGGAGUCCAGUGUUUGGAGGAGGUUGAGCCUCCAGUCGAUCGGUGCCUUGAGAACAACGGUGACUGUGACCCGGUGGCUCAGUGCAAAGACCUGCACUACCACACAAAAACUGGAGGGGUGUUCCUCCUCCGGUCUCCUCAAGGGAAGUACCAGAUGAACUUCAGUCAAGCUAAAAAAGCCUGUGAGGACGAGGGAGGCGCUCUGGCCAGCUUCAAACAGAUGGGAGACGCUCAGCAGCUGGGCAUGCAUCUGUGUGCUGCCGGGUGGAUUGAGGGGGCAAAAGUGGGCUAUCCAAUCCGCUUCCCUUCAGCCGAAUGUGGGAACAACCAUGUGGGAGUGGUGCUGUACGGAGACCCAGUGGACCAGAGCAGCCGCUACGACGCCUACUGCUACAGAUUAACAGACGUGUCCUGUUCGUGUCCUGGCGACUUCGUUGGCAACGGAGACUUCUGUAACGGUGUUCUGGCUGACGUUUUGGCCACAAACUCCAACUUCUCCAUCUUCUACAGAUUCUUGUUGGACUACAGCAGCUCAUCACAAAACGGUAAAAACCUGGUGGAGUUCUUGUCUCAGCGAAACACGGACGUCACUUUGUUUGUUCCACACAACGAUGGAUUCACUUUCAACAAGACUUUGACCGGGAGAGACCUGGAGUACCACAUCUCGAUCAAUCACAGCAGACGAUCCUUUUCAGAGCUGAAACAUCAUGACAUAAUUGUGUCCAAGAUCGGGUUUAAUCUCACGGUCACCCACGGCAACGACCAGAACAUGAAACUGGUGAACCGGCGCCUCCUGCUGGACUGGGACAUCCCUGCGGUCAACGGCCUCAUCCACGUGAUCGAGGGUCCGCUCACUGCCCCUCCUCCAUCGGUCUCUCACUCGUCGCGGCGGUCGCACCACUCCAGCUCGUCCGCGGCGGCCAUCUUGGUUUCCGUGUUUGUGGCGUGUGUGGUGGGAACAGUGGGAUACUACGUCUUCAAACACAAGACCAACGCUUUCCGCUUCCACUAUUUCAGAAAUGAGGAUGAGGAUGGAGCGUCCAACAGGGUCAGGCCUGCUCUUGUGUCCAUCCCUAACCCUCUGUACGACGGCUCCACGGCCCUGAGUCCGCCCGCCCCGGAGAGCAGCCAAGAAGAAGAGCCUCCAGCGAAGCCUCCUCAGAUUCUAGACCUGGACCAGUAG
Messenger RNA from Knipowitschia caucasica, 2766 nucleotides. Lineage: Eukaryota; Metazoa; Chordata; Actinopteri; Gobiiformes; Gobiidae. The record is from the annotation of a GenBank genome assembly.